AUGAUCAAGUCCUCAUCUCGGACGGCCAAGUCGGCAACCCAAAAUCUUACCCGGACAUGGGCUGCGAGCUCCCCGACUACCAGAGCAAGGACGGUCAGAUCUUCGCCGUAUCCAAGAACGGCACGGAAGUUCCAGUGGGUAUCAAGGGCAUCAACUGGUUCGGAAUGGAAACAGGCCUGGCCGUCCCCUUCGGUUUAUGGGAAAACAUGUACAACGGCACUUUGGUGUAUGAAAUCACUGCGUUCCUGUCUCGCAACAAUUUCAACAGCGUCCGCCUUCCAGUCUAUCAAGAACAUCCUCAAGAACACGGCCCCGCAGAAGACCCUCAUCAAUGCCAACACGAACCGCGCGAUCAACAUCACGUCCUACAUCUCUACGCUCCAAACGAUCGUGGAGGCGCUCGGGUAUCACCAUAUCACUGCCAUGAUCAGCCUUCAUACCUUGGACCCGACCAAGUCCGGGGGCGCCUGGUACGAUGAAGACAGCGGGGUAUCUGAAGACGACUUCCUCGAGGCUGUGGACAUUUUGACCAAGAACCUCUGCGAUUCCAAGUACUGGAACAUCCUCGGGCUCGACCUCAAGAACGAGCCGCACGAGUGUUCGGGGGGCGGCAGGGCCCCGGACUGGCAGAAGGGGGCCACAUUGAUCGGCAACCGAAUGCUGGACGGGUGUCCGAACUGGUUGGCCUUCGUGGAAGGAGUCAAUGGAAUUCACUCUGUCACCGUCUCGGAUGGCAGGACGAAUGAGUAUUACGACUGGUGGAGAGGGGCUCUGGAGGAAGCGGGCGACGACCUCAUCGAGUACAACGUGGAGAACAAGCUUGUGUGGGCCCCUCACUACUACAGCACCGGCGUGAGUCCGCAAUGGUAUCUCUACGCCGCUGGCGAGUGGCAGGAGUCGGGCAUUGUACAGGGGUACGAGGAACUAGGCGACGAAGAGCUCAAGGCCAACGUCGACAUCACCAUGGACGUCAUGUUCGGCUACCUCAUGAACAAGACGUUGUACGCCAUGGUGCUAGGCGAAUUCGCGGGUCUCUACUCGAAGGACGCGCACCCGAAGCUCACGACCAAGCGCACGACGGACUACAACAUCGAGGGGAUGGUCGAGAGGGGCUACGCGGGCGGCUACAUGUGGUCGUUGAACCCUGAGAGCGCGUACCAGUACAACCCCGCUGACACUGCAGGCGACUUCACUGAGGGCUUACUGGAGGAUGACUGGCUCACACCCAACAAGAGGUUUCUGGAGGGAAUGGCCGCCAUGGACAAGAUCAAGGACCUAAGGAGGUUUCCGUGCUUCCCCGUCGAGCUCGAGGAAGAGGAUGAUUGAGUCAGGUGUUAGCAAAGGAGGAUAUCAAUAGAGUUUGUGCAUACUUUU
Molecule: messenger RNA, 1374 nt
Organism: Phytophthora sojae
Lineage: Eukaryota; Oomycota; Peronosporomycetes; Peronosporales; Peronosporaceae
Product: cellulase-6, endo-1,4-beta-glucanase
Exons: 1
Coding region: 1-1326 (441 amino acids)
Molecular function (GO): hydrolase activity, hydrolyzing O-glycosyl compounds
Source: RefSeq, a predicted model, not a curated record